AUAGCGAUAAGUAUGGUUGUAAAUUGCGUUUUGUUCAUUUCAUGAAAAUUAGCCAGUGAAUGUAUAACUGUUUUGAAUAAUUACAAUGGCUGAAGGAAAAAGUAAAUCUAGAACUAUGAUUGGUAAAGAGGAAUCCAGAGAUGGGAAUGUUAGACAAGGCUUGGACAAUGUGGCAAAUAUGAGUGGAGUUCUAGAAAUACCAAGACCAAGUGAUAAAAAGGGAACAUUGACAACUCAACAGAUUAUCAAAAGAGGUGUUCAGGAUCAGAGAGACAAAAGAAUAUGUACAGACAUGAGAACACUGGUGUCUUAUUGUAUCGUCAUCAGAAGACUUCAAGCAAUGUCUUCAUUGAAUCGAAGCGAUAUCAAGAGGAAUGCCAUCGGAAAAAAAUGUGUUGAGGCACCAACUAUGGCAAUGAUGAAAUCUCAAACCAGACUUAAAAUGCACCUGCAAAAGCUGGAUAGAAGACUUGGGGUAUUAGAAGACAAAGUGCGAAUCUAUGAGAUGUUGAAAGAUUUACAAACUGAUACAAGUGGUUGCCUGAAAGAAAGGGAACAAUGAGCUUGGAAUCAGCGUUUCAUGGAUGAAGCUGGAUUUAUUCCAAUUGCUUCAUCGUCAUAAACGAAGUGGUCCCUCCCCCCCAAAUUUCAAGUUUUAUUGUUGUCUUGGUGGAGGUGGACAAUAUAUCAAUGGACAACAAACAGAUUACUGUUGAUGAUAUUUUAUGCAUUACUUAUUGUUCUUAAAGUUUGAUAGCAACCACUUUUUGGAAAAGGAUCUAAAUUUGAGCACUCAGAGAAAUUAAUUGAAUGUUUUGUUUUUACUUUCCCUCUUAGACGUCUUAUAGAUGAAGCUGGAUUUAUAUUAGUCGCUAAAUAAUCAUGAACGAAGUGGUUUUCUCCCUGAAUUUCAAAUUUCGU
Molecule: messenger RNA, 921 nt
Organism: Saccostrea cuccullata (small rock oyster)
Lineage: Eukaryota; Metazoa; Mollusca; Bivalvia; Ostreida; Ostreidae
Exons: 5
Coding region: 86-562 (158 amino acids)
Source: RefSeq, a predicted model, not a curated record